Molecule: messenger RNA, 819 nt
Organism: Agrilus planipennis (emerald ash borer)
Lineage: Eukaryota; Metazoa; Arthropoda; Insecta; Coleoptera; Buprestidae
Product: chymotrypsin BII-like
Exons: 4
Coding region: 64-819 (251 amino acids)
Biological process (GO): proteolysis
Molecular function (GO): serine-type endopeptidase activity
Source: RefSeq, a predicted model, not a curated record
AUAAAUAAAAGCCGAAUGGUUUAGGUUUCACAUUGGUUUGAUUAUGAAUCUGGCAAUUUUAGAAUGAAGUUCCUCGUUAUUCUCUUAGGUUUUGUGUGUACCGCAGCACUUGCGGCACCAAACGCGCCAAAGGUGCAUUCUUUCCGUAAGAUUAAGGAUACAGAAAUUUUGCCAUCCGAGGAGACCAGGGUAACGCGUGGUCAACGUGCUGCCAGAAACCAAUUUCCCUACCAGGUUUCUCUACAGUGGGCUGAAGAUGAUUUUUCCAUCCACUUCUGCGGUGGUAGUCUCAUUAGUGCAUCGGUGGUUCUCACGGCUGCCAGUUGUGCCGCAGAUUUCGUAGAUAAUACUAGAAACAUUUCGAUCCUUGCUGGAGCUUUAAGUCUAAACGAAAGUUCCUCUUCCAGCCAACGCCGACUUGCUAGCAGCUUUAUCGUUCACGAAAACUGGCCUGUUGUAAGUGAAACGAGCGAUUCCCCAUUUGAUAUUGCUCUAAUAAAAGUAAAUCCACCCUUUGACUUGAGCUCAUCCGUCCAACCUGUUGUACUUCCUAGUCAAGGUGCCGAUGUUUCUGGAUCCGCCGUCUAUUCAGGAUGGGGAUAUACGUCAGAUUCAGAUUACGAUUACCCAAGCAUCCUGCAAUACGCCGACGUAGACAUUAUAUCAAAUGAUCAGUGCGCUGACGUUUUGGUUAGUUUAGUUGGAAGUUCAGAACCUUUGGACGAUUCCCAAAUUUGUACUGACGGAGAGCAAAAUGUGGCCAUUUGUACCGGUGAUGUUGGUGGCCCAUUGGUUCAGAACGGCGUCCAAGUNAAAUAA